UAUCGGGAAGGAUUUUAUGGUCAGCACAGUUGUACGUAGCUAACGAUGAAGCAAGUUACUAGUCUAGUGCUUUUGGUACUGUUCUGCACCAAUGCAGUGCUGGCAGGAAAGGCCAACGAAACUAAGGCGAAUGGAGCAUCACAAUCUGGACGCAUUAUCAACGGCUAUGAAGUGAACAUCGAUAACUACAGAUAUCCACUGAGUCUUUGGACGGACGGCAGUUUCACCUGUGGUGCUAGUAUUAUCACGGCUUCACACGCUCUGACCGCCGCUCAUUGUGUCGAUACGGUUGUAAGCAGCCCUUGGAGGGUAACUUUGUACGGAGGCAGUUCUUACCUCAAUAGUCCAGCCGUUCGAAUCCCAGUGGGUAGAAUAGCUGUUCAUCCUUACUACAAUCCCAGAUAUUCUUACAAUUACGAUGCCGCUGUUUUAACGGUGCCUUCGAACGCCUUCGCCGGCAAGCCAAAUAUGGCUGGGAUUGCACUCCAGAACAGUGAUGUACCUGCUGGUACACCAUGUUUCGUAGUUGGAUGGGGAAGAUACGCUCUUAACAGCCAAUCACCUUCAAACAGCUUGCGCUACACGAACUUGUACAUUGUGUCGGAGAGUGAUUGUUCUGCAUCAUUCCAAGUAACUUCAGACCAGGUGUGCGCCAGGAACUAUUAUAACAUGGAGACAUGCAGUGGAGAUAGCGGCAGUGCUCUCGUGUGUAAUGGAAGACUAACAGGGCUCGUUUCAUAUGGCUUGGGGGGUUCCUACGAAUGUACCAGCGCAGCACCAACAGUAUUCGCGAAGGUUCUUGGACCCAGCAUUCGUGACUUCAUUCGACGCCAAACGGGAAUCUAA
Molecule: messenger RNA, 846 nt
Organism: Anopheles maculipalpis
Lineage: Eukaryota; Metazoa; Arthropoda; Insecta; Diptera; Culicidae
Product: trypsin delta-like
Exons: 3
Coding region: 46-846 (266 amino acids)
Biological process (GO): proteolysis
Molecular function (GO): serine-type endopeptidase activity
Source: RefSeq, a predicted model, not a curated record